Rhizophagus irregularis DAOM 181602=DAOM 197198 is the source of this 831-nucleotide messenger RNA. Its product is annotated as translocase of the inner membrane. Gene Ontology annotation, cellular component: mitochondrial inner membrane; TIM23 mitochondrial import inner membrane translocase complex. Gene Ontology annotation, biological process: protein import into mitochondrial matrix. NCBI's taxonomy places the organism in Eukaryota, Fungi, Glomeromycota, Glomeromycetes, Glomerales, Glomeraceae. The record is from RefSeq and is a predicted model, not a curated record. Gene Ontology annotation, molecular function: transmembrane protein transporter activity.
CACACUUCAAAUUAAAUCAAGUUUUGCCAUUUCUAUGUACAUGAGGUAAACUCUUCUUUUGAAAAAGAAAAGGGAACGCUUGCGAUUAUUUCCGCUCUAAUUGGUGUAAUUUACAAAGUUAACUUCUUUUAAACGAUUAAAAUGUCACGAUAUGAUUUUAAUCGUGAUCCUUGUCCAUGGGUAAUACUAAAUGAUACUGGAGGCGCGUUCGCAAUGGGGGCUAUUGGUGGUGGUAUAUGGCAUUUUGUCAAAGGAGCGAAAAAUUCACCAAAGGGAGAACGAAUAAUCGGUGCAAUUACAGCUGUAAAAGCUCGUUCACCCGUUUUAGGUGGUAAUUUUGCCGUAUGGGGAGGAUUAUUUUCAACAUUUGAUUGUGCAUUAAAAGGAAUAAGACAAAAGGAGGAUCCAUGGAAUUUAAUCGCAAGUGGUUUUCUCACCGGUGGUUUUUUAGCUGCUAGAGGUGGUAUUGGUGCAGCAACGAGAUCUGCUUGCUUUGGUGCUUGUGUCUUGGCAAUAAUCGAAGGUGUAACAUUUGCCACCGGUAGAUUUACGUCUCCACCGCCAGUAAUGCAGGUUCCUGAUAUACGACCACAAUCUCCAAAUCCCCAAUGAUAUAGACAGUAUACAUAUAUUAAAAAAGACAUUUUUAUUCGAACGAGCCAUUCCCUAUAAAAAAAAUGUUUGGUUAUACACUUAUUUAAGACUAUAAUAAUUCUUAGUCAAUGAAUAAUGAUGUAAUCCAAUUAAAAGUAAUCUGAUAAAAAAAUUAUAUAUAUAUAAAAACUUUCAAUUCACUUAGAUAUUAUAUAUAAUUCAAAACUUCCUCAACUC